AUGGCAUGCAAGAGGAGCUGCCUAAUGGAAGUAUACAAAUUUCUUCUCUUUGUGACUUUAUUUCUGCCACGUGAAAUGACGAGCUCUGUUUUAACGGUGAACGGUGAAACUGAGAACUAUAUCCUGCACACUAAGCCUGAUUCCCACGAGUCUCUGACAUGUGCUGUUCAAAAUCACACCAGAGAGGAAGAACUUCUCUGGUACCGAGAAGAGGGAAGAGUGGAUUUGAAAUCUGGAAACAAAAUCAACUCCAGCUCCGUCUGUGUCUCUCCCAUCAGUGAAAACGACAAUGGAGUCACGUUUACCUGCAGGCUGCAGAGUGAUCAGUCGAUGUUCAUCUCAGUGGUGCUGAAUGUCACUUUUCCUCCUCGCUUAAGCGGAGAUGACUUCCAAACAGCUGAGGAAGGGAGUGAUGUGCAGUUGGUUUGCAAUGUGAAAUCCAACCCCCAGGCUCAAAUGAUGUGGUACAAAAACAACGGCAGCCUGGAUUUAGAGAAAAACCGUCACCAAGUCUACCAGACAAGCGAGACUUUUCAGCUGUCAAUCACCAAAGUCAAGAAAUCUGACAAUGGGACCUAUAGCUGCAUUGCAAGUUCACCUCUGCAAACAGAGACUAAGGACUUUCACCUGAUUGUUAAAGCUAAAGGGUGGACCAUACCAAUAGAACCCAUUAUUGCUGCAUGUGUUGUCAUCUUUCUGACGUUGUGCUUUGGACUGAUGGCUAGAAGAAAAAGAAUAAUGGAGCUCUGCAUGAAGGAUCAAGAACCCCAGAGUGGAACUCCUCUGUAA
Loxodonta africana (African savanna elephant) is the source of this 789-nucleotide messenger RNA. RefSeq names its product transmembrane and immunoglobulin domain containing 1 (gene TMIGD1). The coding region runs from base 1 to 789 and encodes 262 amino acids. Lineage: Eukaryota; Metazoa; Chordata; Mammalia; Proboscidea; Elephantidae. The transcript has 5 exons. The record is from RefSeq and is a predicted model, not a curated record.